Molecule: messenger RNA, 367 nt
Organism: Acanthoscelides obtectus
Lineage: Eukaryota; Metazoa; Arthropoda; Insecta; Coleoptera; Chrysomelidae
Source: the annotation of a GenBank genome assembly
AUUAAAGUUGUGCGAUCUAGUUUGAUAGUAUUUUAUCCUAAAAUAUGAGUGAAUUGCAUAUCGAAAAAUGUAAUAAACUACCAUCGGAAGGUAAUAGAUCUCGAAAGAAAGUUAAAACGCCGUCUAAGCGGGAACAUGCAAAACGCAACAGGUAUUCUGCAAAAUUAUUGGCAGCAUUUCAAAAAUGUGGGCAUGUAGAGUGGCGUCACCCGUAUAUGUCGCAUUUUGCAGUUACAGGCGACAUCUCCCCUUCACCGCCGCAUCUAUGUCAAAUAGAAAUGAGAACUUUAACUUUCCUAUACCCGCGCGUUGGUCUCUGAAACCAACGAAACACUCUUUCAAGUAUUAUUAUUUACCUGGAAACGAC